AUGGUGAAAGGGGCAGCAGGGAGGACCCCGGAAGGGAUAAGAGGGGUUAAGCAGACGAGGGCAGGUAACCUUCUCAUAGAAUUUGCCCCAGGGGCCGAUGUAGAAGGCCUUAGGAAAAACCUGGAUGGCAAGUUGGGUCCAGACGUGGAAGUGGCACGGCUGCAAACACUGAUGGAUAUAGAAAUACGCGGAAUAGACCCAUCGGCGGAGAAAGAGGAAGUAUGGGAGGCCAUCAAGAUGGAGUUAGGACACGAGGCUAAGGGUGUGAGGGUCAAGGUCCUACGAACUGACCCACGCCAAAGUAAAGUGGCGGUGGUAGAGGGCCCGGCUACAGAUGUGAGCCGACUCCUAGGAGGGAGGAGGAUAAAGAUAGGUUGGACGUCGGUCACGGCCAGAGAGAUACCGCGGCUGAUGCGUUGCUUCAAAUGUCACGCAAUAGGACAUAUUGCGACAAAUUGCAGCAUCACCAAGGACAAGAACGGUUUUUGCAGGAAAUGUGGCCAGGAGGGCCACUACAUGAGAGACUGCACCAAGGAACCGAGGUGUAGGCUGUGCGUGGCCGAUGGGCGUCCAGUGGAGCAAGUAGGGCACGUAGCUGCAUCGGUAAAGUGCCCGAAGUAUAAAGAGGCGAUGAGGGAUAAAAGGCGCGAGUGA
Molecule: messenger RNA, 654 nt
Organism: Osmia lignaria (orchard mason bee)
Lineage: Eukaryota; Metazoa; Arthropoda; Insecta; Hymenoptera; Megachilidae
Source: RefSeq, a predicted model, not a curated record